GUCCUAGAAAAAACACCACCUGUGCAUGUAUCGGAUACCGGACUUCGCAUAAAAAGUGUGACCAUACCAAUAACCAUCUCGAGUGCAAGAGAUGUCAGGAAACGCGGUCCUAAAUCUCAAAAAAAAUCUAAUGAUAACGUGCCCACCACCAAAACCACUUUCUGUAUGUCUAACGGCCAUUUUCAUAAUAUGUCCAACACUCCUUUUUACGAUAAGCCCACCACCGAAACUCCAUUUUAUGUGGUGCCCACGGGAAUUCCAGAUCUCGAUGAUC
This is a messenger RNA of Acaulospora colombiana, 274 nucleotides long. The record is from the annotation of a GenBank genome assembly. NCBI's taxonomy places the organism in Eukaryota, Fungi, Glomeromycota, Glomeromycetes, Diversisporales, Acaulosporaceae.